Messenger RNA from Diachasma alloeum, 1645 nucleotides. It is a transcript of the gene Ddrgk1, whose product is annotated as DDRGK domain-containing protein 1. The record is from RefSeq and is a predicted model, not a curated record. Lineage: Eukaryota; Metazoa; Arthropoda; Insecta; Hymenoptera; Braconidae. The transcript is spliced from 2 exons. Bases 478 to 1440 code for a protein of 320 amino acids.
CGAACCUCAACAUGCAUGCCUAUGCCUGGGCUGCUCGGCAUAAAUCCACCACUCCUGGGGUCGAAAAGCUCGACCUUGUAAUUCACUGUCAAACAAAAAGAAAUCCAAAUCAACGUGCUUCGAUAAUUUUCAAUAAUUACGUUUAAAAAAAUUACCUAAAACCGUGGUUUCAUCUGGAAUUUCCUCGAUGAAACACUUUCGUUCAGUUUCACCGAUGUGAAAAUACAGUCCAGAUGCACACUGUACUAGAACAAGUGCCAACAACCCAACGUACUCAAUCAUCAUUCCUCGAUAAUCACUGACUCCUAAACUAUUUAUUUACUGUUAUUAUCUUCCACUUAUUCCGGUUGGAAAAAUUAAAUUUACAAAAAUGUGGACGAAAAUAAGUAAUUCAGCAGAGACUGAACCACCGGGGCACACGUCAUCUACGGCAGUAGAGAAUGGCCAUUUGGCGUGAAGUCUGGUGAGAACGGAGAAAUGUGGAACGUGGCUGUCGAGAGUCGAAUCGAUCGAGAUACGUCGAUUGGUCGAGAGCGAGCGAAGGACAGGACAACAACAAAACUACAAAACAUGGAUGUGGCUGUGCUCGUGUCUAUUGCUGCAGGACUUGUGGCUCUAAUUGUUCUGCUCACUUUACUGUCACGCAAAAAAACAGAUAAGAAUGAAGCAGCUGGAGGACCUCCAGCCCGAGCUCAGCCGUUGCGUCGAGCUGCUGGUGUUCGAAAUGCCAGACGUCGAAUGCAGGAUAGACAGCAUCGAGAGCCACCGGACGAGGCGAACGAUGCAUCGGACGAGGAUGAAAACGUAGAGCCAACAGAUAAGCCAGAAAUGCCAGAAGGGAAAUUGGGUGCCAAGAAAAGGGCGAAGCUUGAGGCCAAAGCUGAAAGGAAGCAGCAGCGAGAAGCUCUGGAGAGGGAACGCGAGGAGAGGAAAAAGAGAGAGCAGCAGGCUCAGGAGGAAUCCGAUAAGCGUCGAGAGAAGGAGAGGCUUGAGGAAUUGGCACAAGAGGAGGCGGACAAAAAAGCGAGGGAGGAGAGAGAAAGAAUUGAGCAAGAAGAGUAUUUAAAAAUGAAAGAGGCCUUCAGCGUUGAGGAGGAGGGGUACGACGUUGUUAAUGAGGAGGAGCAGAAGAAUCUUCUUCAGGAGUUUCUCGACUACAUUAAGGCCACUAAAGUGGUCGUUUUGGAGGACCUGGCCGGCCAUUUCAACAUGAAAACGCAGAGUGUAAUUGAGAGAAUUCAGGACCUCCAGGCGAAUGGCCGGCUCACUGGGGUCAUUGAUGACAGGGGAAAGUUUAUUUAUAUAUCCCAGGAGGAACUGGAGAGUGUGGCCAAAUUCGUCAAGCAGAGGGGAAGAGUCAGCAUCGCUGAACUUGCCGAGAACUCCAACAGACUCAUUAAUCUCAAUUCUGAACAGACCAAGGCUGUCGAAACCAGCUGAUUAUUAGAGUUUAAAUUCAAUUGUACAUACACUGUAUUUCUAAGUUAAACAUAAAAAAUUUUUAUUUAGAAUUUUUUUUAAUAUCAAAGUUACAAAUUGUCAAAAUUCAUUCAAAAUUUCCCAUCUGAAUGUCACGUGGAACUCAUUUUUCCUGCUUGAUUCGAAAGAAAAAAAUGUUUAUAAUGAAUAAAUCCUGACCCAAUAA